UUGGAAUGACUAAGCAGACAAUACAGACAAUACGCAAACCAUUCUUCUACAAUAACAACAACAACAACAAAGAGUUGACUGCUAAAAUGGAUGAAAUCUUGCCAAAUCUGUGCGUGACAACUCGUGCUGAUGGUGUUAAUAUAAUAAGGAAAGCUCUUGAAGAGUUAAAAUUGAAUGAUGCAUCUAGAAGACUCAAACACCUGAAAAAUGAGAAUCUUGUUGCUAUUCCUAUAAAACCUGUACAUGAUUCAGAAUCAAGAAACACUUUGGACAAACUGAAGAGGAAAAUACAAAUGUAUGAAAAUGGUAGUUAUGAUGUGAGUGAAGUGUGUAUUAGGACAAUGGACUUGCCUCUUGCUAAAAAAUUGACAGUCAAAACUCCACAACAACUGUUGAAAACAGGCUUAAAGUCUCUUCUUGAAGUAAAUGGUUAUAGCUGGACUGAUGAUGUGAUAAAUGAUAUACCAACACAUUGGGAAAGACAUGGUGACCUUGUUCUCAUUCCAGGCUCAACAUUUACACUUCCUAUCUGGCUUCAAUUAGGUACAGAGUUUUGGCCAACAGUUACAAGGAGUUUGUCAUGUAAAAGAAUAGCAAGAAAGUGCCUGGUCUCUGUAGAUCAGUACAGGACACCACAAGUUAUAAUGUUAUAUGGUGACAAUGGUUGGGUGGAGCAUGUUGAUAAUGGUAUAAAAUAUACAUAUGAUGUAACAAAGUGUAUGUUUAGUGCUGGUAACAUUACAGAAAAGUUGAGAGUGGCAGGAUUCCAGUGUAGUGGAGAAGUUGUUGUGGAUCUUUAUGCAGGUAUUGGGUAUUUCACACUUCCAUAUUUGGUAUAUACUGGAGUCAAGCAUCUACAUGCUUGUGAGUGGAAUCCGCAUGCUGUAGAAGCUUUACAUAGAAAUCUUAUCUUAAACAAAGUUGAUGAUAGAUGUACAGUUCACCAUGGAGAUAAUAAAGAGGUUUGUCCAAGAGGUGUUGCUGACAGAGUAAAUCUUGGUUUGAUACCAAGUUCUCGUGAGGGUUGGCCUGUGGCAUGCCGUGCACUGAAACCAGACAGUGGAGGGAUAUUACAUAUACAUUAUAAUGUAAACACAAAGUCUGAGGCUAGGUCUAGUUGUCAUAGUGAUGACCCUCAGCAGAUAUUCAGAUGUGAGGCUAAAAGUCGUACACCAUGUGAUGUUGGUACUGAUGAAAAUGAUGUAUUAGUGUCGGACUGCCAAAAUGUUCAUGAAUAUAAUUCUAACAUCUGUGAUAAUAAAGUAGAUUCAUGUUUAGCAGAAAAACAUACCAUAGACAACACUGCUAGUAAAUUUGAUGCAUGUGUAAGUCAACUAACCAUCAUAAAUGAUCAGGGUGACACACAAACCAGCAAAAGUGAAAUGGUAGCGACAUGUAGUUGUAAUAACCUUGAAAAUUAUUCAAACAAUGAACUUUGUGAUGUCGCAAAACAUAAAUGUUGUGAUAGUAAUGUUAAAAAUUCCAAAUGGUAUACUUGGGCAGAACAAACAGGUCUUGAAAUAAGAGAAAUGUUACAACGUAUACAUGGAGGAAUGUGGACUACACAAAUAUUACAUAUAGAACAUGUAAAAUCUUAUGCACCUUAUGUUGAUCACAUUGUGUUAGAUCUUAAGUGUAAACCAGUUGUAUUGUAAAACAUAAAAGAAAAAAUUUAAUGCAUUUCAAGUAAAUCUUCUUCAUGACCCACUAACAUGGCAAGUUGGCAACAAUGGCUUAGUAAAUUUGACACUUGGAAGAAGAAAUGACCAUUGACUAAGAUGUUUCUUCUUAUGAUCAUGUAACUAAUUGAUAAUAAUAUGUUAUCUUAUGAGUUAUUAAUCUAACCAUAGAGAAAAUAUGUUUAACUUAUUUGCAGACUUAUGUAAAAUUACAGGUAUGGAUUUAGAUGAUAUAAUGUGAUUGAAUUGUCUCUACACCUACAUACAGUAA
Molecule: messenger RNA, 1950 nt
Organism: Ruditapes philippinarum (Manila clam)
Lineage: Eukaryota; Metazoa; Mollusca; Bivalvia; Venerida; Veneridae
Product: tRNA wybutosine-synthesizing protein 2 homolog
Exons: 7
Coding region: 6-1655 (549 amino acids)
Biological process (GO): tRNA methylation
Cellular component (GO): cytoplasm
Molecular function (GO): tRNA methyltransferase activity
Source: RefSeq, a predicted model, not a curated record